Molecule: messenger RNA, 1144 nt
Organism: Cottoperca gobio
Lineage: Eukaryota; Metazoa; Chordata; Actinopteri; Perciformes; Bovichtidae
Gene: selenom
Product: selenoprotein M
Exons: 5
Cellular component (GO): endoplasmic reticulum lumen
Molecular function (GO): oxidoreductase activity
Source: RefSeq, a predicted model, not a curated record
GGUCCGGACGUGACAUAGCUGCACAUCAUCUCUCCUCCUCUCUUCAGUGGACUGACGUUACUUACCUCCACACAUCUGCAGGUGCUGGUCCCGGAGCAGAGUUUGUCCUGCCUGAUCUGAACCAGCAGAAAUAAUGUGGCUAGUUGUGUUGGCAAGUGUACUUCACUGCGCCUCGGCCUACGAUGUGGAUCUGAAGAAACUGGACGGGCUGGCGAAAGCGAGGGUGGAGACCUGUGGUGGAUGACAGCUGAACAGGCUCAGAGAGGUCAAAGCCUUUGUGGUCCAGGACAUUCCUCUUUACCAUAACCUGGUGAUGAAGCACAUUCCUGGGGCCGACCCUGAGCUUGUCCUCCUGAACCACUAUUUUGAAGUGCUGGAACGGAUCGACCUGUCUGACAUGACCCGCUCUGAGAUCAACGAGCUGCUGGGGGAGCUGGGCUUCUACAAGAAGGCUGAACCUGAGGACGAGGUGCCCGAGGAGUUCCGCUUCUCUCCUGCCAAAGACAGCCCGUUCAAAGACGAGCCGGCGUCCAAAUCCUCCACGUCCUCUCUCGUCACAGAAAACGCCUCCUCAGAGCCCGACGCAGAAGCCAAGCAUACUGACCUAUAACUCGUCAGAGAGGAGAAAAGUAGCAAUCUCACAUUACCACUAAGCCCUAUAGCUGCUCCACGACCAGCUGGUUAUCGCAGUUGACGACUGAAAGGCUCGUCAUUUUAGACCAGCAGAUCAUGGAUCAGCUCUUGGGGCAAUGACACAAUCUUAGCAUCAGCAAAAGGUCUUUAAAAAAGUCCAGUCUGAAUUUGCACAUAUUGUUCUUGCUGUAUGCUCUUAUUUUUGCAGCGAUACUAACCCAACAGGCUGCUUUGUGAGUGCUUUUCUACUCUCUACACAAAGAAUGGAAGUGUGUAUGUUUUCAUUUUGUUUUUGGUCCAUCAUGUGUCAGCUGUCUUCAGGAUUUUGCAUCUCUUGAGUUCCCCGUGUGUGUCUGACUGCUUCCUACCUACUGUGAAACCGAAUGAUGCCUCAGGUUCAAAACUGAGUGGCCUGAGGCUGAUGCUACAUGUUCUGGUGGGUUGGACUGAUGCACACAAGAGGAUUCAAGGGGAAGCGUUCUGAAAUAAAAUAAUAAAAUAUUCCACAUUA